ACAUGUGCUGGUUGUGGAACUGAAAUUCGCGAUAAACAUCUUCUCUUGUCGAUGGAUAGGCAUUGGCAUGUUAACUGUUUAAAAUGUUCUUGCUGUGGCAUAAGAUUAGAUGACGUAGCAACAAAAUGCUAUUACAAAUCUGGCUUGAUUUUAUGUCAACGAGAUUAUAUCAGGCGCUUUGGUAGUGGUGGCAGCUGUGCAGGUUGUCUUCAGGCAAUAUCACCCGACGAGAUGGUUCUCAAGUUAAAUCAGAGAGCUUACCAUCCCAAUUGCUUUACCUGUGUAGUAUGUACAAGUCGAUUAACAUCGGGUGAUCGUUUCCGACUAGUUAACGGCCAUAUAGUAUGUGAACAUCAC
Trichoplax adhaerens is the source of this 357-nucleotide messenger RNA. RefSeq lists its product as hypothetical. The annotation marks the transcript as partial. The transcript is spliced from 2 exons. NCBI's taxonomy places the organism in Eukaryota, Metazoa, Placozoa, Uniplacotomia, Trichoplacea, Trichoplacidae. The record is from RefSeq and is a predicted model, not a curated record.